AUACGAUUUAAUGGUUUAUGCGUGUCCAAAGCUGGUCAAAGUUGUGGAAAGUUGAAGCCUAACCGUUUCUAAUGCUUUUCCUGGCAGUAGCAGCAGAAGAACAGAGGGAACAGGCAGCGUCCCGGGGGCGGAGGGGAGGCAGAAAGAAAGAAAGAGAGGGAGAAGAAGGGUGAAGAGUGAACGACUGAAACAGCUUAACUUCUUCAGAUUUGGAAAUGGAUACGAAAAGAAAUGACACGAGUGGGCUCAUUCACAAGUGUAACUCUCCUUCAACAUGAGGAAAAGUGGUGAAGCUUAACAUUCACUGCUGCUUUUUCAGCAGGAUGAUGAGAGGAACUUUUUACUAUCACCCCAUAAUAAGGAUCCUGAUGAAGCAGGUACAAGCUCGAUGACCGCUGCCUCUUUUAAUUUCAUCAACUCGAUUAUUGGAUCCGGGCUUAUUGGCCUGCCGUACUCGAUGGCGCAGGCCGGCCUUCCACUGGGACUGCUACUGCUCUUUCUUGUUGCUUACAUUACAGACUACUCCAUCAUCUUGUUGAUAAAAGGAGGGAACCUGUCAGGGACACACAGUUAUCAGUCAUUAGUUCACAGCACGUUUGGCUUUGCUGGAUUUCUGAUCCUAUCAGUCCUUCAGUUCCUGUAUCCAUUCAUUGCUAUGAUAAGCUACAACAUAAUCACUGGAGAUACUAUGACCAAAGUGUUUCAGAGAAUACCAGGAGUUGGGCCUGGUCACCUUCUGGCAAAUAGACACUUUGUCAUCUUGCUCUCCACCAUUCUCUUCACAAUUCCUCUGUCAUUGUACAGAGAUGUAGCUAAACUGGGGAAGGUGUCGCUAGUGUCUAUGCUGUUGACUCUGGCCAUCGUCAUCAUGGUAAUUGUGAGGGCCGCAACGUUGGGACCGCAAAUCCCCCCUUCUGAGGACGCAUGGGUCUUUGCACGCUGGAAUGCAAUUCAAGCAGUUGGUGUGAUGUCUUUUGCCUUCAUCUGCCACCACAACAGCUUCAUUAUCUACGAGUCGCUGCAGGAGCCCACUCUGAGGAACUGGUUACGCAUCACACACACGUCUGUGGGCUCAGCGGCCCUCAUCAGUGCAAUAUUUGCUGCUGCUGGCUAUGCUACUUUUACAGGGUACACACAAGGUGAUAUAUUUGAAAACUACUGCAAGAAUGAUAACUUGGCCACAUUUGGGCGAUUCUGCUAUGGCCUCAGUAUAAUCACCACUUUCCCGUUAGAGUGCUUUGUUACGAGAGAGGUGGUGUCAAAUGUCUUUUUUAAUGGACUACUUAGCAACACUGCCCACGUCAUGGUUACCUUGGUGAUAAUAUCAGCGGUUACUGUGAUUUCCCUCUCUUAUGACUGUCUGGGUGUUGUGCUGGAGUUGAAUGGUGUUCUGAGUGCCACACCUCUGAUCUUCAUUAUUCCCUCUGCCUGUUUUCUGAAACUCUCCACUGGGCGCUGGUUUCAGAGGAAGAAGCUUAUUCCAAGUCUGAUUCUCAUUGCUGGGGUUUUUGUCAUGAUCAUUGGUUUGGUUAUGACAGGACUGUUUCCUCAGGACUGCUCACAUGGAGUAGAGAUGUUCUACUGUACAAAUUUGAGCUCCUCCAUUUUUGCUACUACCCCAGCCAGUGCCAUGCUGAAGAUCACAAAUGUUACUCAGAACAUCAGCCUUUUCUAAAUGAAAACUGGGCUUUGACUUGUCAGUUUGAAUAUCUUGUUAUUUUAUGUGAUUUUUAUGAUGUUAUUACUCUUCUGUGUGAACAUAAAAUACAGUAUAUUAAGAAUGUAAUAAAAUAUAUGGAAUGUAGGUUGUAAUUUAUUAGCAACAUAGUGCAAUGUAUUCCA
Messenger RNA from Colossoma macropomum (tambaqui), 1842 nucleotides. RefSeq names its product solute carrier family 38 member 11 (gene slc38a11). The record is from RefSeq and is a predicted model, not a curated record. Gene Ontology annotation, biological process: amino acid transmembrane transport. The transcript has 12 exons. NCBI's taxonomy places the organism in Eukaryota, Metazoa, Chordata, Actinopteri, Characiformes, Serrasalmidae. The coding region runs from base 389 to 1675 and encodes 428 amino acids. Gene Ontology annotation, molecular function: amino acid transmembrane transporter activity.